AUGUCAUCAUCUACCUGCGAAAUCGACUCUCAAUUACUUGAAAAGAUCAAGAAAUUUCGUUUUGCAAAAUAUUCAAGUGGAAAUGCUGCCUUUGUCUUGCAAAUUGAUCGAAAGCAGCUAAAGAUUGUCGAAGAAGAAGUGUAUGACGCUGUUUCUUUGGAAGAACUUAUCGAAGAGCUUCCUGAAAAUAGCCCACGUUUUAUUAUCUUGAGCUACGAGCGAAAGUACAGUGACGGUAGAGUCAAUUACCCUCUUUUGUUUAUAUAUUGGUCUCCUUCGUCUGCAAAGGCCGAGAUCAAUAUGCUGUAUGCUUCUGCAAAGACUUUUGUUCAAGAAAAGACAGAUGUUACAAGGGGUGUUGAUAUUCGUGAUCCUGAAUCCUUUACAGAUGAAUAUAUCCUGAAACAUUUAGGAUAA
Messenger RNA from Phycomyces blakesleeanus NRRL 1555(-), 417 nucleotides. RefSeq lists its product as hypothetical. Gene Ontology annotation, cellular component: actin cortical patch. Lineage: Eukaryota; Fungi; Mucoromycota; Mucoromycetes; Mucorales; Phycomycetaceae. The transcript is spliced from 7 exons. Bases 1 to 417 code for a protein of 138 amino acids. Gene Ontology annotation, molecular function: actin binding; Arp2/3 complex binding. Gene Ontology annotation, biological process: actin filament debranching; negative regulation of Arp2/3 complex-mediated actin nucleation. The record is from RefSeq and is a predicted model, not a curated record.